AUGCCCUCAACAAAGUCCUGCCGGUCGCUGGCUCUCGUGUUUCUGGUUCUCCAGCUAGCUGUUGCUAUCGUGAAGGCAACGUCGGCCGCCGAGGUUCUUUCGCAGGUCCCGACAUGUGCUUCUGAGUGUAUCAGCAGCACAUUCUUCAUGUCCGCCUGCGAUCCAGAAGACGUGACUGCUUGUAUCUGUUCUAGCAUUGCCGUCCAGGCGGAACUAUCGGCAUGUGUGCAAACACACUGUCCGUUUGGGGAUCAACUAACUGCCGCGACGGUGGAAGGAGUCCUAUGCGAAGCGUAUCCCAAGGAAUCCCGGAGCUUGGAAGUCCGACGUACGCUCAUCAUCAGCUGCAGUCUCGUGUUCAUCAUCGUGGCACUUCGCCUUUUUACGAGGAUGAAGUACGCCGGUGGCCUGUGGGGGGACGACUAUACGACCAUCUUCGCGGCGGCCCUGAUGAUCACUCUGACUGCAGUCUACCUGCACAUCACAAGCAUUGGUUUCGGCAUGCACUACUGGACGAUACCGGUGGGGAACGGCAUUGUUAUCCGCAAGAUGCUUUACGUUGGAAACUUGGUUUACACUGUCCUUCAAGCUGCCGUGAAGCUGUCGAUCGUGCUUUUCCUCGGCCGCAUCUUCCCGUCACAAACCUUCCAGAGAAUCGCUCAGGGAAUCGAGGUCAUCCUCCUGCUUCACGGCACGCUCUUCACCAUCCCAUUUGCGGUGCAAUGCACGCCCGUACAAUCGAUCUGGGAUCGCACCAUCACCGACCGCCGCUGUCUGAACUUGCAGGCGGUGGGAUACAGCAGCGGCGGACUGGCCAUGGCGGAAGAUAUCGCCAUCUUACUCCUGCCGAUCCCCCACGUUUGGCAGCUGAAGAUUUCUCUCCCGCGGCGCCUGACAGUUAUUGCGCUGUUCAGUGUCGGUUCCUUCGCCUGCGUGACAUCGGCCAUCCGGAUCAAGUAUCUGGUGGAGUACAGUACUACGUUCGAUGAGACGUGGGACCAUGUCGACAUUGUGGUAUGGUCAUUCAUUGAGCAGUCCAUGGCGAUGCUAUGUGCGAGUUUACCCACUCUGCGUUUGCUACUUGUCCACAUCGCGUCCCGACGUCGUCCCGGAUCGUCGGAGAGCUUUUUUCACAGAGAGACUCCGAAACAAAUGUGGCGUUGGUCUUUUGAGAGAUUGAGACGAUGCAGAAUGCGGAAGCAAAAAGACAGCGAUCCCGCGCCCCGACAAACAGGUGAGGGAGUUCUCGUAACGACAACGGUGGAGGUCGACCGCCAGUCCUACAUGGCCAUUGACGUGCCGCCUUUUCCACCGCCUGCCUACUCUGGGCCGAGGAACAAUGCAUAA
Molecule: messenger RNA, 1347 nt
Organism: Colletotrichum destructivum
Lineage: Eukaryota; Fungi; Ascomycota; Sordariomycetes; Glomerellales; Glomerellaceae
Product: Putative extracellular membrane protein, CFEM
Exons: 6
Coding region: 1-1347 (448 amino acids)
Source: RefSeq, a predicted model, not a curated record